CUGUGUUUCAGCUAUGUAGUGAGACAACAGAGUGUUUGAGUAAGGCCAGUGCCAUCAUCAAUGGCUUGAUUAACAAGGAGUGAAUGAAUAACACAAUCUGUGAUCCAGCCAUUGCUCAUUUCACCGAAAAGGAAUUAAAAAUGCUAAGGAAAAUAGAAAAGGAGCUAAAUGUCAUAAUUGAGAAGAAAGACCAAGACUCCAUCACACUGAAGGGCCUGACAGGAUUUGUUUACACUGCAGAGAGUCGUAUUCGGGACAUUAUCUGCAAAGUGGAAAGAAUUGAAAACCGAAAAAGGGUUGCAAUAUUAACCAGCAGUACAGUUGAGUGGCAAUAUCGAAGGGGUCGCAAAUUUAAAGCAUUUGAUCCUUUCACCAAUUGCGACUUGGAAGAAGCCUUCAACCUCCAAACGACUUCAGUGCAAAUCAAGAUUAACAGUGAAGUGUAUAAUGCAGACAUAGUUUACAAAGUGGCCACAAGAGGAAGAAAGCAAAUUGAACUAAAGAGAGUACAACUGAAAGCUUCUUUGCCUUUAAACUGGGAGGACAUGAAAGGACAGUCAGUUGUUCUUAUAGAACUCAAAGCAGACUCACAGGAAUUUACAGAAGUGGAAAAAGAGUUCAGAAAAACUAGCCUGUCCAGCAACAUCAUUAAAGUAAGUCUAUUACAUUUAUAUUUGACCCAAACAAGUAGUUUUGAAAGUUUCUAAUUUUGUGAUAAUGAUUGCUAAGGCAGAAUGUUUAUUCUUGUCUUCUGCACAGAUUGAAAGAGUCCAGAACUGCGCACUUUGGAGAAACUACAUGAUCAAAAAGGAGGAACUGGAAGACAAAAACAAGCACAAAAACAAUGAAAAGCAUCUCUUCCAUGGAACUGGCCCUCAUACGACCGAUCAGAUAAACAAUCAGGGCUUCAAUCGCAGCUUCGCUGGCAUGAAUGCUAUAUAGCUACCAUGUACCAUAAUCUUUUCUGAAUAAAAAGUGUUGUGUUUGUAUUUAGGAUUAACAGACUUUUUUUUUUUUUUUCUGUUUUUAGGAGCCAUGUAUGGGAAUGGUACAUAUUUUGCUGUGGACCCGAGUUACUCAGCAAAAGGCUAUUGUAAACCUGAUGCCAAAGGACAUAAACGCAUGUACCUCGCCAGGGUGCUUGUUGGUGACUUCACUCAAGGAAAAAAAGGCCUUCGUACUCCUCCAAAAAGGAGUUCAAAAGGUGUUCAUCUUUA
This is a messenger RNA of Onychostoma macrolepis, 1217 nucleotides long. Its product is annotated as protein mono-ADP-ribosyltransferase PARP14-like. Gene Ontology annotation, biological process: negative regulation of gene expression. Gene Ontology annotation, cellular component: cytoplasm; nucleus. NCBI's taxonomy places the organism in Eukaryota, Metazoa, Chordata, Actinopteri, Cypriniformes, Cyprinidae. The coding region runs from base 84 to 707 and encodes 207 amino acids. The record is from RefSeq and is a predicted model, not a curated record. The transcript has 2 exons. Gene Ontology annotation, molecular function: transcription corepressor activity.